UGAAUAACGUCAUUUCCUUUGUUGGCCUUGUCGGUGGCGGGAGAUUGCAGCAUGGCGGUGCAACCGAAGCAGAACCUGUCUAUGGACAGUGUAUCCGAACAUGGCUUUCUUAAAUUCUUUUUCUCUAUGCCGGACAAACCAGACACUACGUUUCGGAUAUUCGAUCGGAAUGACUACUACACAGUGCACGGGAAAGACGCUACAUUUGCUGCUAAAGAGGUUUUUAAGACGAAUGGGGUCAUCAAAUAUCUGGGUUCUGGAAGCCGCAAGUUGGAGAGUGUUGUUCUGAGCAAGCUCAAUUUCGAGGCCUUCGUGAGAGACUUGCUGCUCGUUCGUCAGUACAGAGUGGAGGUUUACAAAAACCAUGGCAAGACCAACAGAGACCACGACUGGCAGAUAGAGUUCAAGGCAUCCCCAGGGAACCUGACCCAGUUUGAAGAGAUUUUGUUCGGAGGAGGGGCCGGGGGAGAAGGGUGUGCUGGAGUGGUGGGGGUACGGUUGGCUGUUGGGGGGGAUGGGCAGCGCGUGGUGGGCGUGGGCUACGUGGACGCAGCCCUGAGGACCAUGGGAGUGUGUGAGUUUCCCGACAACGAGACGUUCUCCAACCUGGAGUCUCUCCUGGUCCAGAUCAGCCCCAAGGAGUGUCUGCUACCCCAAGGAGACAACAGCAGUGACACGGCCAAGCUACGCGAGGUGGUGCAGCGCGGAGGGGUGCUGCUGUCGGACAGGAAGAGAGCAGAGUUCAACAGUAAGGACGUGGUGCAGGAUCUCAACAGGCUGCUCCGAGCCAAGAGAGGAGAGACCGUCGCAAGCAAUACACUCCCGGAGCUGGACAAGCAGGUGGCCAUGUCAUGCUUGGCAGCUGUUGUUCGCUACCUAGAGCUGCUGUCUGAUGAGUCCAACUUCAACUCGUUCAGUCUGACCCCGCUGGAGCUGGGCCAGUACAUGAGGCUGGACAACGCUGCCAUCCACGCCCUCAGCCUCUUCCAGGGUUCGCCCGACGACACCAGUGGCGCUCACUCAUUGGCCGGGUUGCUGAAUAAGUGCCGCACCCCCCAGGGCCAGCGAUUGGUCAACCAGUGGAUCAAGCAGCCACUCAUGGACAAGAAGAGGAUAGAGGAGAGACUGGACCUGGUGGAGAGUUUUGUGUGUGAUGCAGAGCUCAGGCAGACCUGCCAGAAUGAUCUGCUCCGGCGUUUCCCUGACCUCCACCGACUGGCCAAGAAGUUCCACCGCCACUCUGCUACGCUGCAGGACUGUUACCGCGGUUACCAAGCUGUCAACCAGAUCUCUGCCCUGCUAUUGGCCCUGGAGCGCUACUCUGGAAGUCACCAGGUGCUGCUGGAGGCCGUCUUCCUGUCCCCGCUCCGAGACCUGGAGGCAGACUUCACCAAGUACCAGGAGAUGGUUGAGACCACGCUGGACAUGGACCAGGUGGACAACCAUGAGUUUCUGGUGAAAGCGUCGUUUGACCCAGUGCUGAGUGAACUGAGGGAGACCAUGGACACCUUGGAGAAGAGCAUGCAGGCUGUCCUGUCCAGCGCAGCCAGAGACCUGGGUUUAGAUUCAGGGAAGACUGUGAAGCUGGAGAGUAGCUCCGUGCUGGGGUUCUACCUGAGGGUCACCUGCAAAGAGGAGAAGACUCUGAGGAACAACAAGAAGUUCACCACUCUGGACGUCCAGAAGAACGGAGUUCGGUUCACCAACAGUAAGCUGAGCAGCUUGAACGAGGAAUACACCAAGAACAGACAGGAGUACGAGGAGGCUCAGAAUGCCAUCGUCAAAGAGAUCAUCAGCAUCGCCUCAGGUUACGUGGACCCCCUGCAGGGUCUGAGUGAUGUCAUAGCCCUGCUGGACGGCGUGGUGAGCUUCGCCGCGGCGUCCGUGUCCGCCCCGGUGCCCUACGUGCGUCCCCACCUCGUGGAGGGCGCGAGCAGGCUGGUGCUGCAGCAGGCCAGACACCCCUGCAUGGAGAGCGACGUGGACACAGCCUUCAUACCCAACGACAUCACCUUCGUCAGGGGGGAGAAGAGCUUCUACAUCAUCACAGGGCCAAAUAUGGGUGGUAAGUCUACGUUCAUCCGCCAAGUGGGCGUCAUUGCCCUGAUGGCCCAGAUUGGCUGCUUCGUGCCAUGUGACAAGGCGGAGCUGAGUGUGAUAGACGGCGUGCUGGCCCGCGUGGGCGCAGGGGACAGCCAGGUGAAAGGAGUGUCAACCUUCAUGGCUGAGAUGCUGGAAACGGCCGCCAUCCUCCGUUCGGCCACGGAGAACUCGUUGAUCAUAAUUGAUGAGCUGGGUCGAGGCACAUCUACGUACGACGGCUUCGGUCUGGCCUGGGCCAUCAGUGAACACAUAACAUCCAAGAUCGGCUGCUUCUGCCUGUUUGCCACUCACUUCCACGAGCUGACGGCGCUAGCUACGCACCAUCCCACCGUACACAACCUGCAUGUGACUGCUCUCACUUCCCAAGACACACUCACCAUGCUGUACCGGGUCAAACCAGGUGUGUGCGAUCAAAGUUUUGGGAUUCACGUGGCCGAGAUGGCAAACUUUCCUGCUGCCGUGGUUGCCAUGGCGAAGGAGAAGGCUGCAGAGCUGGAGGAGUUCCAGGAGCCAGCAGGCGGCGAGGGGGAGGAGCCUGAUGCCAAGAGACGCCGCGUAGAAAAACAGGAGGGCGAGGGCCUGAUCCAGGACUUCCUGGUCAAGGUCAAGUCCCUGCCCGCCGCCACCAUGACGGAGGAUGAGGUGAAGGCCCAGCUGAAGAAGAUGAAGGCAGAGCUUGUUGCCCAUAACAACAGCUACAUCACAGAGCUCCUGGGCUCCAGGAGCUAGGAGCUGUCCUCCAUCCUGUCCCAGCAAGGUGGGCUGGAUGAGUGUGCAGGGUCUGGAGAUGUUUAUAUACAGAUUUCCGUUUUUUGUUCUUUAGUUUUACCGUUGUAAGUCUCUUCAAUAAAAUUGAAAUAGAUGUCUUGGAUUGUGUUUCAAGCAAAAA
Molecule: messenger RNA, 2992 nt
Organism: Hypomesus transpacificus
Lineage: Eukaryota; Metazoa; Chordata; Actinopteri; Osmeriformes; Osmeridae
Gene: msh2
Product: mutS homolog 2 (E. coli)
Exons: 16
Coding region: 52-2832 (926 amino acids)
Biological process (GO): mitotic recombination; mismatch repair; somatic recombination of immunoglobulin genes involved in immune response
Cellular component (GO): nucleus; MutSalpha complex
Molecular function (GO): ATP-dependent DNA damage sensor activity; mismatched DNA binding; ATP binding
Source: RefSeq, a predicted model, not a curated record